AUGAAGGAUCUUGGUACCCUCAAUUAUUUCUUGGGUCUUGAAAUCUCUCAUGAUUCAUCUGGCUAUUUUCUCUCUCAGGCCAAAUAUGCUUCAAAUCUUCUCACUCGAGCUGCACUUACUGAUUGCAAAACUGUUUCUACUCUGAUUGAUCCUCAGACUCGUCUUACUCCUCUUGAUGGCACUCUUCUUCCUGAUGCUACCCUUUACCAGCAGUUAGUGGGCAGUCUUAUCUAUCUUACAGUUACUCGACCUAAUCUUUCAUAUGUUGUCCACAUUGUCAGUCAGUAUAUGUCAGCUCCUCACACACCUCAUUAUGAUGCCCUGCUUCACAUUUUUCGCUAUCUCAAGGGCACUUUAUUUCAUGGUCUUCACUAUUCCUCUCUAUCUUCUCUUAAGCCUCAUGCUUAUUCUGAUGUUGAUUGGGCUGGGAAUCCCACUAAUCGUCGCUCCACUACUGGCUUUUGCUUCUUCCUAGGAGAUUCACUUAUUUCUUUGCGUAGCAAGAAAUAG
Camellia sinensis is the source of this 510-nucleotide messenger RNA. NCBI's taxonomy places the organism in Eukaryota, Viridiplantae, Streptophyta, Magnoliopsida, Ericales, Theaceae. The record is from RefSeq and is a predicted model, not a curated record.